Messenger RNA from Melanotaenia boesemani (Boeseman's rainbowfish), 7621 nucleotides. RefSeq names its product large tumor suppressor kinase 2 (gene lats2). The transcript is spliced from 9 exons. Gene Ontology annotation, biological process: positive regulation of apoptotic process; hippo signaling; regulation of organ growth. The record is from RefSeq and is a predicted model, not a curated record. Gene Ontology annotation, cellular component: nucleus; spindle pole. Gene Ontology annotation, molecular function: ATP binding; protein binding; protein serine/threonine kinase activity. Bases 580 to 4089 code for a protein of 1169 amino acids. NCBI's taxonomy places the organism in Eukaryota, Metazoa, Chordata, Actinopteri, Atheriniformes, Melanotaeniidae.
GUGUCCAACUUUGUGCUGCAUUUCUGAUCCUGCCUGGAGUUUGGGGAGAAAAUGGAGGCUCAUUUCUUCAUAUUUACCCAGUUGCGCCGUCUUUGCUGAGCUUUUCUGUUGUGUCUAUGCGCUCUGAAUCCGAGAAACGGACUUUAAAAGUGACAGUUGGACGGGAUUUACUUCCCAAUCUUGAGUUAUUCGUGCUACUUCUAUCACAUGGCGCAGAUUGGCAUCAUCAUGUUUUGGCUCUGCAGUGCCCUCAUGAGUGGCUGCAAUUCCUGGAAUAAGCUGGAACCUGAGCCUUGAAAGCCACACCAUGGAAUGCUUGUAGUAUUCCACCUCGCCUUCGUCCACCCCGCCAUCAUCAGCAGGAAUCGGAAACACAAAGUGAGACACAAAUGACUGAGGGACAUAGAAGAGGUCUCCUAAAUCGUUGCCUCUGAUCUAUGCUCCUGGAGGCUCUUUAUCUAUUUAGGUCAGCCCGUUUGAGAGGGAUUUUUAGGAGGGUAUAGGGGAGUGAGUUUCAGUCUGUGUGUGUGUGCUUGCGUGAGUGUGUUAGAGUAGGUGCCUGUCCUGGGCACUAAGGCCAUGAGGCCCAAGACUUUCCCAGCAGCUCCAUACGUGGGCAACACACGGCAAAGGCUUCAGGAGAUUAAAGAGGGCCUGAAGCAGCCGGCCAAGCUGGUGAGCCAGGCUCUGCAUGGUGGUAGCUCCAGGUCCGAGGGGGGCAGAGGGGCCGACUCCAAGAGUGGGAAAGAUGCGGCCAGCCGACAGCAGCAGCUCCGACCUCCGCAGAAGUUCAACAACUACCAGAAUGCGUUGCGAGAAAUCCGCAAGUCCCUCAUGCCCUUUGCCAACGAGUCAGGAGAGGCCGGAGAGGUUAACCGGCAGAUGCUGCAGGAGCUCGUCAACGCAGGCUGCGACCAGGAAAUGGCAGUGCGAGCGCUGAAGCAGACAGGCAGCAGGAACAUUGAAGCAGCCUUGGAGUACAUCAGUAAAAUGGGUUACCUUGAUCCUCACAAUGAGCUCAUUGUUCGUGUCAUCAAGCAGACUUCACCAGGCAAAGCUAGCAUGCCAAAUGCGAUGGACCACCGGCCUUCAUUGGAGGUUUCAGGUGAAGCAGGUGCCAUGCCUCCGUAUCACCAGAUGGGGGCUCCCAUGUACGACGGGGCAGCAGGAUAUGGCCCCGAGGGUGAGAUAGGCCGACCUUACAUGAGUGCUCCUCCUGUUAUGACCUACAUGAUGCCCCCCUCGGGUGCAGCACAGGGCCCCACUAUGGGGAACCCAAUGGGUCGACCUCCCAGUAUGGGCAGCUAUCCACCAGUGAUGGCCACCCAGAGCAACCCAGGCAACGCCAUGUACCCUCCAGGAGCCCAGCAGAAGGGCUACCCUGGCAGCAUGGAGCAGCAUGGGUCUAUGAUGAGCUACAACGUCCCUGGCCAGCCUUUGCAACUCCAGCCACAGCCACCAGGGGGCCCCGUCCCAGGUCCACACUAUGAUUAUGGCCAUCCCAGGCAGCACAUGAUGGAGCCUGCAGGCUAUGGAGUUAAAAGGACCCCCUCCUUCCAGAACAAGAUGGCACCUCCCCCUAUGGCACCCCCAGAUAACUAUGUCAACUUGCAGGGGAAAGGGGGAAUGGGUCAGAACGGCCCUGGAGGAGGUGGCAGUGGAUACCCUGCUAACCUUUACCUUUCCUCUCACUCCCACCCCCGACAGGCUAGCCCCACCUCCCACCAGGUUCAUAUGAUGUCCCGUUCCCCAGGUGGGGUGGGAGCCAUGGGCCCCGACUUUUCAGACCUGCCCCAGGGUUUGAUGACUCCCUCCAGGGCCAGCCUCAACUUGGACCUCUAUGAGCACCACUGGGCAGGGCCCCCAGGUCCUGAAGGUGCCCCUCCACCCAGGCAACCACAGCCCCAGGGCCCAUUCAGAGGGGAGGUGCGUGUUCCCAGCAGAACCAAUUCCUUUAAUAGUCGUUCUGCGGGUCCAAACGGUGUCCGGCCCCCAAUGGCUGCACCUCCUACUGCUGGGAAGCAGGAGGCCUCAUUGGGCCCUCCAAACACCAUCACAGCUGUAACAUCCCCCCCUAUCCAACCGCCAGUCAAGAGUAUCCGUGUGAUGAGGCCAGAGCCCAAGACGGCUGUAGGACCAUGUCACCCUGGUUGGAUGACCGCUCAAGCCCAAGAGGCAACAGAAUCUCUGGGCUACAUGCCAGAAGAGACAUACCCACUAGACCCUGCUCAGGAACCACGCUGCCCUCCACCACCUUACCCAAAGAAUCUGCUCAUGUCUGGAGCAGGUGGUGAGACAGGAGCCCUGGAAGGAGCUGGAGCCAUGUGCGGAGCCCAGGACAUCAGCAACCCUGUUCCAAGAAACACACACAGUGGCAGCGGAGGGAGUGGAAAGGGCAAGGACAGCCAGCAGGUGAAAGAGAAGACAAAGAUGGGCAAGGGAGAAAAAACGGUGAAAGACAAGAAGCAGAUCCAAACGUCCCCCGUUCCUGUGAGAAAGAAUGGGCGAGAUGAGGAGAAGAGGGAGUCCCGCAUCAAAACCUACUCGCCUUUCGCAUUCAAGUUUUAUAUGGAGCAGCACAUAGAGAAUGUAAUGAAGACCUACCAGCAGAAACUCAACCGCAGGCUUCAGCUGGAGCAGGAAAUGUCCAAGGCUGGCCUAUCUGAAGCAGAGCAGGAACAGAUGAGGAAGAUGCUGAAUCAAAAAGAAUCAAACUACAAUCGACUACGGCGUGCCAAAAUGGACAAGUCCAUGUUUGUCAAAAUCAAGACUCUGGGCAUAGGUGCUUUUGGUGAAGUGUGCCUUACACGCAAAGUAGACACUGGUGCACUUUAUGCCAUGAAAACACUGCGCAAGAAAGACGUCCUCAACCGCAACCAGGUCGCCCACGUGAAAGCAGAGCGUGACAUCCUGGCGGAGGCAGACAAUGAGUGGGUGGUACGUCUCUACUACUCCUUCCAGGACCGGGACAGCCUUUACUUUGUCAUGGACUACAUCCCUGGAGGAGACAUGAUGAGCCUGCUUAUCCGAAUGGGAGUCUUCCCCGAACAUCUGGCACGCUUCUACGUGGCUGAGCUGACACUGGCCAUUGAAAGCGUCCACAAGAUGGGGUUCAUCCACCGCGACAUCAAGCCAGACAACAUCCUCAUUGACUUGGAUGGACACAUCAAACUCACUGACUUUGGUCUGUGUACAGGCUUUCGCUGGACGCACAACUCCAAAUACUACCAGAAAGGGAGUCACGUCAGACAGGACAGCAUGGAGCCCAGUGACUUUUGGGAUGACGUAUCCAACUGUCGCUGCGGCGACCGGCUGAUGACACUGGAGCAACGCGCCAACCGCCAGCACCAGCGCUGCCUGGCUCACUCACUGGUGGGAACACCUAAUUACAUCGCGCCUGAGGUUCUGCUACGCAAAGGUUACACUCAGCUGUGCGACUGGUGGAGCGUGGGAGUGAUCCUGUUUGAGAUGUUAGUGGGACAGCCACCCUUCCUUGCUCCAACACCAACCGAGACUCAAAUUAAGGUCAUUAACUGGGAAAGUACACUUCAGGUGCCUGUGCAGGUCAAACUCAGCCCAGAAGCUGUCGACAUCAUCGGACGUCUCUGCUGUUCUGCAGAGGACCGCCUGGGCGCCAACGGCGCUGGCGAGAUCAAGGCUCACCCCUUCUUCUCCCAGGUAGACUUCUCCAGCAAUCUGCGACAACAGCCAGCACCCUACCGGCCCAAGAUUGCUCACCCAAUGGACACGUCCAACUUUGACCCAGUGGAGGAGGAAGGCGGUCCGGGGGCAUGGAGCGACAGUGGCGACAGCACCCGGGCCUUGGACAUACUCUGCUCACCACACGGGAAGCACCCAGAACACGCCUUCUACGAGUUUACUUUCCGCAGGUUCUUCGACGACAACGGCUGCCCUUUCCGCUAUCCGAAGCCACUUGAGGCCAGCGAGGUGUCGUCAGGCAUCACUGGAGCCGCCUGCAUGGGCCCAGAGGAGGAGUUGGAGGAGGAGGACGGGCAAGAGGAGGAGGAAGAAGAAGAAGAUGAGGAAGAGGGAGAGCAGGGAGAAGGAUGCGAGCCGGUUUAUGUCUAGGGCUGCACUGUGACAGGCUUCCUGAGCAGCUUGUGUCUGAUACUGCUCAUCAUUCACCUCCCACUGCUCCUCUCAGGCGUAUGUUUGCAUGUACAGAUAAGAAUGCUGCACAGGUUUGUCUGUGUGUGUUUUAGCAAAUCUGGCAUGUGUGAUUGUAAAGUUGCAGGAGCGAAAUGGAUGAACAUCGCCACCUUGUGGAGUCUGUAAUGUGUCCACAAUAACUUCCAGUAGAAAAACUCUUCUGAUCCGGGACCAAGCUUCUAGGGUGAAGCGGAGGCAGACUCAGAAACUGUACAAGCUGAAAGGAGAUGGUUAAUAUUCACAGAGAUGCUCUCCCAGCAGUUUCUUGUACCAUUUCUUCCGCCCUCGGUCUUACAGAUGACUUGGUGACCUUCUGACAGGAGUGACUGAGCUUCUUCCUGAGCUGCUUUACACUCAAGUAUUGAACAUGGCAAUGUGAAGAGUGAAACCAGUUUACUUGUUGAUAGCGCCUCUUUCACAGCUGCUGCAAAAUAAGCUACAAAGAUACAUUCAUACCCAUGCUUACUCAUUAAAGCUCAUGUUCAAUCAUAAAGCGUGAAAAGGGCGUUAGAUUUCACAGUGAUCUUAAUGUCCAUAUUUAAGUUUUCAUAUGUUGGCUUCACCUACAAUUGACAAAAAAGAUGUCUCUGAUGGUGUCACCCACAGAAAUAGUUUAUCAACCAUAUUGUGUUCUGAAAGAAAAUGUGUCCCUUUUUUAUUUUUUUCAGCUUCAAACAGAAAUAUUUAUAGUUGCUCCAUCUUUAUGCAUCUACAACAGCCUCAUUUUGUGCCAAUUUAAAUAAGAUGAAGUCUCAGAGAAAACCUGACACAAAUGUUCUUAAAUACUGAUUGUUGUAAAGCUCAACCCGCACCAAAAAAAAUUUAAAAAUACUGUUUUCAGCUCAAAAAUCAGGCAGAUAUUUCUAUUUAAUCAAGAUUCAGAAUUGAAGCACUGCUGCAUUUGAGCUCAUGUUUAAUAAAACCAGCGGUGUCACUGUUUUUCCAGACACGCAGUAAAUUUCUUCCUAUGAAAUACAAGAAAUGCUCUGGAGGCAUGAUUCCUCAUGUUUUGUUCUUUUUCAGAAAAAGAACUGGUGAAUACCAUGAGGCACAAACUGACUCAAGAGGUCAGAGCCAGAUCUAGAGUGGCCUGAAUCUGUCAAAAGUCUGAUGAGUUUGCACAGAAUCAAACCACAAAUACACACAAAUAUUCACCAAGAUGCACAAUUGUACAGCUUUUUUUUUUUUUUUUUUUGUUGCAAAUAUCAGGCCUGCAGUUGCAUAGCAGCUUAACAGCCUCCUCUAUCUCCAGGAGGCAGUGAUGAAAACAAAGCAACAUGUCCUUCAACAGCCAAACGUCUGAUAGUAUGACUAUGUGCAAUACAGAAAUCACAUUAUAUGUAUAUAGUUCUAAACACUUAUAUCCUUUUAGUUCUGAAAUGUACAAAUAUAUUGGUAUACAUAUGUAUUUUCUCUUUUCAGUUACAACAUGCUGCUUAUUGUGGUUAAUAUUAUUUACAUUAUAAUUAUAUUUGUUAUUACAUGUUUUCUUUUGUUGCAGUCUAAGGAAAUGUUGGCUUAAGUGUGUUUGGGUUUUGAAAGUAGCGAGCUGUGUGCCUUUCUAGCUGAAUGUUGUAGUGCGUGUCACCACUUGAUGGCGAGGAAAACGAUUUUACUGAAUUUUCGGGGUGGGCUCCUUGCCUGCUGCAAGCCGGGCUGGACCUGACUGCAGCAUGAUGGUGUCCAGUUAAGACAGAUGGAACAGGGAGGAUAAAGGUUAGGAGGAGAGAGGCAAGUUGGCUUCAGGAAAUGUUAUUGGAAAAAAGAAUGAGUAGCUUUUUCUAUCUUCAAAGAGCUUGGUACAUUUUCUUUUAUUUAUCCAAAAUAACAAGUUUAAAGUGUUGCUUAACUCUUGUGCCAUGUUCUGUGCUGGAGCUCUGUGCUCUGCAGACAAUGCUACCCUCUUGCUUAUUGACAAUCAGCAAACAGCAAAUGCUCCUUUUUUUUCUGUGGAACUGAAAUUUUGUUGGUUAGUUGAUACCAAAACUCUUCCAGCAGUAUUCUGAAUUGUACUCAUGUUAUUCUCAACAUGUCAGAUGUUUUUUAAAGUGAUUCUCUGGGUGAUGGAAAUGUGUGGUUAAGGUUAUUUGGUUGCCUUUUUUUGCUCGACAAUGUUUGGAUUUUUCUAUAAAUGUGCCUUGUCUACCAUGAGCAGCACAAUUUCUUUUUUUUAUUUAAACUUGCCUUGUUUAAUUUUCAUCCCUUUUCUGCAGACCUCUUUUAUCUGUUGUCAUUCUUGCUCUGGGAGGCUGACAGAGGAUGCUGUGUCUUUAUGCAGACUGUGCUUACAUGCAACAAUCAUUCCUGUUAUUCUGGUCCACAAUUAAUAGGGCAGCAAGCUAUAACUCCUUGAAUCAAAUACUGAUGAUGGGGGCUUUUUCUCCCUUUUUUGUCCCAUGGAAACUCCCUCCAUUAGCAUUUUUCUAAAACUCAGUUCUUUAGUUGUUACUUUUUGUUUUAGGAAAGGGAAAAAAAUAUUAUUGCCACUGUACAAAGUUGCAACUCAGGUCUUGUUCAAAUGUAUAAAGCUGCUUGUUUAAUUGGACUGGAUGGAGGUUGUUGAAUAUUACAUAUCGCAGACUGGCAGAUUUGUUGCAUGGUUACACAUAACCCCAAUGUAAACACAAUGUGAAAUAACUACAUUUCCAUGUGUCAGUGUGAUUAAAGGCGGUUUAAACUGGACUCAAGCUGAUAUGUUGCAUGUAAACAGCCAGCAUUUUGUCCUUGUGCUGUCUUCUGCACCCACUAUCAAGCAUCAUUGCUGAUAAUAAAAGGCCGGUGUUGCUCUGUCACCCUUCCUCAUUCAGUUAGUCUUCAACCCAGUCUUCCUCUCUUUCACUGUGUUUCCAAUCCACUUCCAUCAGGACCGACUUCUUCAUGGGAAAUAAAGCUUUACAGCGAAAGCCGCAGCUCUCUGCGGAGCGUGUGAGUGCCACAAAGUGUGUGAGGUGUUUCCUGGAUGUGUUUUCUGUUUCUAAGGUUAGAGAGUGAUGACUGACAAUCUUUGAUGGACUUCACGUCCUCUUAUCUGAUUUCUUGGCAAGACUUACUUGUAUAUCCUUUUCAUUUUGUAUUUUUACUCUAAGGAGCUUCUGCUUUGCUCUUUAAUGUAUGAUACAAGUCUGUUACUCUUAAAUAUAUAUUUAUACAGAUAUACAUAUUUUUUUUUAAUCUUUUCUCUUUUUUCAAUUUCCCUUGUGGUAAUGUUAAAAAAUCCUUGAAUACGCAGUAUUAUAGAUGGUGUAAUUUGGACAGAUCUCUUUUUUUACAUUCAUGUAUGAACUGAGAAUUUGUAAAAAUGCUUUUACUGUCCUUGUGUGUAAAAUGUAUGUAUAAAUUAAAUUAACCAACCUGGACAUGAGUGUUGUUGAAUUAAAUGAGCAUGUUGCAGCAGCUAUAUUACACCAACAUUAUAAAGAAGUUAUAACUAUGAUUUUAGGUAUGCGUCACC